Salmo salar (Atlantic salmon) is the source of this 6071-nucleotide messenger RNA. RefSeq names its product proline-rich transmembrane protein 2. NCBI's taxonomy places the organism in Eukaryota, Metazoa, Chordata, Actinopteri, Salmoniformes, Salmonidae. The record is from RefSeq and is a predicted model, not a curated record. Gene Ontology annotation, cellular component: membrane.
CUUGCAGCGCCGUUGAACAAAAGAGAAAGAGAGCGAGAGAUGAUGAGGUAGCAACAUAGCAAGCACAAGAGCGCAAUUUGACAUCCCCCGGCGUGGUCUGUAGCCUAAUUUGACCGUUACCGUUUACCAUAGCCUGUAUCAAAAGAAAAAGACAAUUCGACGAAUUCUGGGUGGAGAUUUUAAUCGUAGCCUACUGAACUUGUGUAAUAUUUUCUCUUUUUUAUUACACGUUGCAUUUACAGUAACAUUUGGAAUUGUGAUCAAGAAAAGCAAAAUGUUAAGGAUAAUGUUUCAUGUCACUCAAUAAGAUCAGUUGAAGAAGAUCAAAAGUCCAAUCAAGACCAAUCAUCAAAAAGGCCCAAACUACCAGUGAAACAACAUUGUCCGCAUUCCGCCAUGGCUUCCAACACCAGUGCUGCCCCCAGUGGAGCGGAGGGAGAACAGCAGCCGGAGCAGACCAUCACCUCCCAGCCAACCAGCGCUGAGCACCAAGAGACAGCCCCUGACUCCAGCCAAUCGGAAUCCAAAGACCACUUGGCAGUAAUCAGCGAGAAGAUGGAGACCAGUAAUGGAAUGUGUGCUGCCAACUCCUCGCCCACAUCUUCCAUCUCGUCCCCAAAGCGACUGCAACACGCCAAACCAACCAAUGGCCGGGCGCGGAAAGGAAGCCGCUCUGGGUCCCUGCUGGGUCAUGGGGCAGGGUCUCCCAGACCUUCCAUCAGCCGUCAGCCCAGCACCGUGACAGAGGAGGACGACGGCAAACCCCCUAGAGACUACCUAAUACUGGCCAUCCUGUCCUGCUUCUGCCCCUUGUGGCCGAUCAACAUCGUGGCUCUCGUCUUCUCUGUUAUGUCGAGGAACAGCCUGCAGCUGGGGAACGUAGACGGGGCACGGCGUCUAGGCCGGAACGCAAUGGUGCUGUCCAUCGUUUCGCUAGUUGGCGGGGUCAUCAUCAUCAUCGCAGCCAUCGUCUUAAACUGGGGAAGUAUAAUAAAAUCCUGAGGGUCACCAUGGAAACCAGGAGCAAGAUCGCAUGACAGCACACCAACAACCAUACCAACCAGACUUUUCCCCUUUCCUACGAUCAAAACACUAUUCUACAAAAGUCGCCUGCAACCUACAGCAUACCCCUUUGACCCCUUUUUCGCUGCACGAUCAUGUAUGGCCGUCACCUCUACCUCCUACACAUCGGACCCCAAUGCUGCCACCUGUGGUGUAGUGCAGGGUAAACGUACGUAAACGUCGUUUACACACAUUUUGCUCCAGUGUUUAUCCACCUUUUGCAGACAAAUGCAUUGAAAGUAUAGGGGGCGUUACUUUAUUGACCAUCAACGGUGAUCAGGAGUCACAGUACCCACCUAUUUUUUUUGACCACUCGUCACUGGCUGCCACCAUCACUCAGAAGGUCGAAGGCGUCAUGUAGAACAACACUGAGGUAGGAUAGACGGUGACAAACCGACUGGUUCCUCUGAAUGAGAGAGAUGCGUCUAACGAGUCUAACUCUCGUCAACGAUGCCAUGAUCUCCUGCAAUGGUUGCCUGAGUCUCAGAAUGUAUUUAAAGUCUCUGCAUGAUUUUCCGGGACCAGGCUGCUCCUCCCAGGCUGUUCCAAUGUGGCAAACCAUGAAGUGUCUCUAUUGUCGCCGGAAAGGACAUCUGCUUUUCUCUGUAAUGUUAUUAUUUCCUUCCGCUGUAUCAUUCAUCUCCAGUCAGUCCACACCUCUGUAACACAACCAAGGGAUCCUUUUAACUGUGACGCCAAAACCAGCCCACCCUAUAGGAUAAUGUUAAUGAUGGCAAAGGAAGAGUUAGGGAGGGAGGUGACAGGGAUUGGAAUUGAUCUUUGAUCAAUGUGAUGAUGUUGAUGGGGAGGCUUUUUAGUUCUGAAUUUGUUCCAGAUGGUUAUUUUCUGUGAAGGGAGGGAGGAGUUAGAGACAGAUGGGACCAUCUGUACUUUAAUUUAGGGACAAACCUGGGGUCUCCAUCUCUUUGCUUCAUCGUCUUCGUUUACAAAUAACUGGAAUCUGGGGAUGAGCCACUCUGGGUUUGGGAUUGAGGCUGGGCUGGUAAUUCAUAUGCGCUCUCAAACACACUAUCGUACACCCUCCCCCUGCGCACAUGCACACACACACACGGACACACACACACCCAUACACAUAGAGUGUUAGAAUGACUGAUUCUCAUUGGCUGAGAGAAAGAGGGAGAUAAAGAACAGGAGAGGAGAGGAGAGGAGAAGAGGGAGAGGGGAUUGGGGAUAGCUGCAUGGGCUGCGGUCCUUUGUUUGGCACAGAUGGAGGCAAAUGUGUGUGUGUGUGUGUGUGUGUGUGUGUGUGUGUGUGUGUGUGUGUGUGUGAGAGAGAGAGAGAGAGAGAGAGAGAGAGAGAGAGGGAGAGAGAUGGUGUGGUGCUUGUUACUAAUGCUGGAUAAAAAGUCUGAGCAUACUAGACUGGAAAAACGAACUGAGCAGAGCUGGUUAUAGAAUAAACACAAAAGACAGGCGGUAAUUUUAAUUUUGUUGCUUACUCUUCAUUUCCCCCUCUUCUGUCCAUUAUCUAUCAUUUAUUGGUAACGUUAUUUAUUAAUUUGACCUUUUAUUUUAACAGGGUGUCCUAUUGAGACCAUGGUCUCUUUUGCAAGGGAGCCAUGCAUCUUACAAUUUAAACAACAACAAUGUUAUGACAGUCUGCUUGCCAGUAUUUACACAACUCUAAACAGUCUACCAUCUCUGGUCAGUUUGAAUCCAUUCCUCUCCCUUCAGUAUUGCAAAUGUAUUGCCCACUUUACCUCUCACCUCUCUAAUAUGUAGUCAUUAUCUUUGAUGGUUAAAAUUGUUAAUAUUCUAUGCAAAUGCCUCGCUGGGGUAUUUGGUCAGUUGUUACUCCUUCUCCACCGUGGUCAGUAUCAGCUCCUAUGUGCUUAGUGUUUGCCCUUGUCUGGUUGUUAUUCACAAAGCAGAAUGACCUCUUCUCCCUCUGGGAGUCAGUCAGUGUGUCACUGUGUGCCAAAGCCUGGAAUGUGAGCCAAGCCAUGUACAGUAGGGGCAAGGCAGUCUUUGGCUUGACUCCGGCUAAGCGCUCUGUGUGUGUGUGUGUGUGUGUGUGUGUGUGUGUGUGUGUGUGUGUGUGUGUGUGUGUGUGUGUGUGUGUGUGUGUGUGUGUGUGUGUGUGUGUGUGUGUGUGUGUGUGUGUGAGAGAGAGAGAGCGAAAUAGUGUGAGAGAGAAAUGCAGUGUAACACUUACUGUGCGCGUGUGUGUGUGUGUGUGUGUGUGUGUGUGUGUGUGUGUGUGUGUGUGUGUGUGUGUGUGUGUGUGUGUGUGUGUGUGUGUGUGUGUGUGUGUGUGUGUGUGAUAGUCUUUAAGAGUGUGCAUGUGUGUCUGCCCCUGGAUGCUGUUUUUAGGGAGAAGCAGGUGAGUCAGUCCCCUCCCACUCAGUUUAAAGGUGUCAUAUUCUACUUGGCACCCACACUCCCUUCACUUCCCGAGCCCAGUCCCCUGUGCAUGUUUACAGUAUCGUUUACAGUGUGUUUAUACUUAAGAGUUUUUAAUGGAGGAUGGGUUAACUCUAAUGCUUUUACACCAAGGACAUCUUUAUGUAGCUGAGAGGCUCGUUGACGUGUGCAGCGCUUUGUAAAUAAAUAAUAUGCAUAUUUAUUUGCCAUGAUGACACAUGAUAUUCACGUCCAAAGGUUACUUUUUCACUUAGAUUUGUUUGAGUAGUCCAGAAUAAUCAAUGCGAAUUUGUUAUUUUGAGACUGCUCCACCCGACCGUUUUGAAGCACUUCCUCCGAGCCACCCUUGAAGGCUAGACUAGCUACCAUAGAAAGGCAACAAAAAGGUUGAAAACCAAAUAAGGUUUCCCAUUGGGAAUGACAAGUGGGGAUGUUCCACUCUGACAGUGCCAGGGUUUGAGGUUUGGAGGGUUAGUGAGGGGGUGUGUCCCAAUAAUAUUGCCUUUCUACUGAAGUGUACACUCGUUCACUACUUCCCAAAAAUCUAAAAGCAUUGGAUUAGUGGAGGCAUGCAGGGUGGGAAAUAACGUUUUUGGUCCACCAGCCACAGAAAACACACACACACACACACACACACACACACACACACACACACACACACACACACACACACACACACACACACACACACACACACACACACACACACACACACACACACACACACACACACACACACACACACACACACACACACACAAAGUCUUGUACAGCUAACCUUGUGGGGACACACAAUUCAGUCCCAUUCAAAAUCAUAUUUUCCCUAACCCUAACCUGUACUCUUACCCUAACCCUAAAACUAACCCUAGCUCCUAACCCUAACCUUAACACUAAACCCCCUAGAAAUAGCAUUUGACCUCAUUGGGACUAACAAAAUGCCCCCCAGUUUUUGUUUGUUUACUAUUCUUGUGGGGACUUCUGGUCCCCACAAGAAUAGAUAAACACACACACACAAACACACAAUUUCUAAAUAUUUUUUUUACAUGUGUGCUUUGUUGAACAAAAACCAAACUGCUCCCAAAUGCUCUGUGUGAUCACCCACCAAUGUGGCUGGUAAGAAUAGACAUUCUUCCAGCCAAUGCCAAAAUCUACCAGCAUUUGGCUGGUUUUUAUUUCCUACCCUGAAGGCAUUGGCUAGAGGCAGUUUCUACAGUAUUUAUUGUACCAGUUAUUUAUUUUCAAAUCAGUGAAGGGAAGUUAACAAGUGCACACUUUGGGAGGAAGGAGAGAUAAUUAGGACAUUGUCGAAGUCUCCUGUAACCCCAUUCACGCCAAAGUGUAGCAUGUCUGUUUGUACUAACCACAUAUGCAAAAAUGUUUUCAGCUGAAAGUGAAUACUGAUGUUUGGCUUCUUUUAUUUCCAUUUCUCAAUGGUUGUGCACAACUAUGGAUAUUUAACCUGCUUGCACUAUAUUGUAGAUGUAUGUAUUUAUUUAUUUAUAUACCUGAUUAUGCCUUUGGUUUGAUAUUGACUGUUAUUGAGCUAUUAGUGCUAUUAUUUGUAUUAUUACAUUAUUAUCAUCACUAGUAUUACUAUUGUCAUUAUUAUGGUUACUAUUUCUAUUUUCAUUGUUAUUUCUACUAGCGUUGUUGUUCUCUUUAUGACAUUACAAUAGAACAGCAGAAAACAAUAUUCUAUAAUGGCCUUCACUGUUAUUCAACUGAUUGAUUGUGAGCUUCCUUCACAAGAAAACUGCUCUAAAAAAAGCAUGUUUACAGUUAUAGUUACACAAUUCAUAUGCUUCGAAGGUAGAUACCUUGUGUGAUUACAACGAUCAUGACCAACCAGUUCAUGAGAUAAUUUAUACACAAACGUAAAUGUCUUUCAAGCCACCAGCUGAGUAAUCUCCACCUUUUCUUCAUGUCUUUUUAGUCAUUUCAUAUCUCUCAGGCCUUUCUUUCUCCUACUAAUUCAUUAAAAACAAAAUUAUUCCCAACCAAUUAAUGUUCUUCUUCACCUUCUAUUUUCUAUAGUUUAUUAUGAUAUUGUUAUAUACUAUUUAGCAGACGCUUUUAUCCAAAGCGACGUACAGUCAUGCGUGCAUACAUUUUUAUAUAGGGUUGGUCCACGGGAAUUGAACCCACAUUCCUGGCAUUGCAAGCAUCAUGCUCUACCAACUGAGCCAUUCAGGAUCACUAUACAAUUAUCUAUUUGCUCCCGUUUCCUGUUUGUUAUGCGCUAUUUCCUGUCCAAUAUAAUCUAUAUCCUGUUUGAUAUGUUAUCUCUUUGGAGGAGGGAUCUUGGGUGACUCCCAAAUGGGACCCUACUCCCAGGGCUUUGGUCAAAAGUAGUGCACUAUAUAGGGAAUAUGGUGCCAUUUGGGAGGUAUCCACAGACUGCAGUACCGGUGGUUCCAGACCAUCGGCCCACUUAGUUAAUCAGUGUUGUUCUUCUUAUUGUCGUUGGUUACGGAUCUAUACUAUAAUCCUGAAUCAGACAUCUGCGCCGACUUGCCUGACUGUGCAUGCCUUAAUUGACUGCUUUAUAAACAUACAGUAUGAGAAUGUAUGUACACUACUAUGUUAAUCCAAGAUAUUGAUAAAGAACUCUGUAUUGAUCUUGA